GCGCACUGGCUGCUAAGCUGUAGGAACCCGAGUUCUGAAGACUGUCGGGGUUCAUUUCUGCUGAAUCGGAUUCCUGGGGAACGGCUAAUUUCAUUUCCUUACCUCUAAGUCCCCGCAGCCCUAGGCGGGGUCCGAAGUUCAAGAGCUGCGGGGCGCGAGCCCGCGUCUCUUCCUCCCGUUACUGCGGGAGUUUUGUAGCUGCGGGUCGAGCCCCGGGACUCCGCCCAUGGCGGGGCUGCGGGUAGAGGUCGACGGUGGGAUUUUGGAAGGGGGCGGCCAGAUCUUGCGGGUGUCUACGGCCCUGAGCUGUCUUCUAGGCCUCCCCUUGCGCGUGCAGAAGAUCCGAGCUGGCCGCAGCACGCCUGGCCUGAGGCCUCAACAUUUAUCUGGACUGGAAAUGAUUCGGGAUUUGUGUGAUGGACAGCUGGAGGGGGCAGAAAUUGGCUCAACAGAAAUCACCUUUAAACCAGAGAAGAUCAGAGGUGGAACCCACACAGCUGAUACCAAAACAGCAGGGAGUGUGUGCCUCUUGAUGCAGGUCUCAAUGCCCUGUGUUCUCUUUGCUGCUUCUCCAUCAGAACUUCGUUUGAAAGGUGGAACGAAUGCUGAAAUGGCACCACAGAUUGAUUAUACGGUGAUGGUUUUCAAGCCAAUUGUUGAAAAAUUUGGUUUCAAAUUUAAUUGUGACGUUAAAAUGAGGGGCUAUUACCCCAAAGGGGGUGGUGAAGUGAUUGUCCGAAUGUCACCGAUUAAACAGUUGAGCCCGAUAAAUUUAACUGACCGUGGUUCUGUGACUAAGAUAUAUGGAAGAGCUUUUGUUGCUGGUGUUUUACCAUUUAAAGUAGCAAAAGAUAUGGCAGCAGCAGCAGUAAGAUGUAUAAGAAAAGAGAUCAGGGAUCUGUAUGUUAAUAUCCAACCUGUUCAGGAACCUAAAGACCAAGCCUUUGGCAAUGGAAAUGGAAUAAUCAUUAUUGCUGAAACAUCAACUGGCUGUUUGUUUGCUGGAUCAUCACUGGGUAAACGAGGAGUAAAUGCUGACAGAGUUGGAAUUGAAGCUGCUGAAAUGCUAUUAGCUAAUCUUAGACAUGGUGGUGCUAUGGAUGAGUAUCUGCAAGAUCAGUUGAUCAUUUUCAUGGCAUUAGCCAGUGGAGUUUCCAGGAUAAAAACAGGACCAGUUACAUUGCAUACACAAACGGCUAUACAUUUUGCUGAACAAUUAGCAAAGGCUAAAUUUACCGUGAAGAAAUCAGAAGACGAAGAAGAUGCCUCUAAAGAUGCAUAUAUUAUAGAAUGCCAAGGAAUUGGGAUGACAAAUCCAAAUGUGUAGGAUAUUUGCCUUUUAAAUAAUACCUCAGUGAUGUAUUGCACUAAUUCAUUUCAUAAACACUAAACCACAAUGAAGAAGAAAUAACUCAUUAAAGGACCGGACUUAAAUUUCAAGAUGAAGUACAGUGUUCUAGGUUUGCUGAGAAUGCUUCAUCAAAUUAAUCUCUUUGAAUAUCUUCCAAGAUAGGAACAAUGCAAUCUGAGAGUUGGUAGAUAUGUAUGAUAGCUGAUUUCAAUAUUAAAGUAUUAAAAUAAAAUAUUCUUUUCAUCGGAA
Choloepus didactylus (southern two-toed sloth) is the source of this 1600-nucleotide messenger RNA. It is a transcript of the gene RTCA, whose product is annotated as RNA 3'-terminal phosphate cyclase. Gene Ontology annotation, molecular function: RNA-3'-phosphate cyclase activity. Lineage: Eukaryota; Metazoa; Chordata; Mammalia; Pilosa; Megalonychidae. Bases 227 to 1327 code for a protein of 366 amino acids. Gene Ontology annotation, biological process: RNA processing. Gene Ontology annotation, cellular component: nucleus. The record is from RefSeq and is a predicted model, not a curated record. The transcript is spliced from 11 exons.